Pieris rapae (cabbage white) is the source of this 1360-nucleotide messenger RNA. RefSeq names its product WD repeat-containing protein 82 (gene Wdr82). Gene Ontology annotation, molecular function: chromatin binding; protein binding. The transcript has a single exon. Gene Ontology annotation, cellular component: Set1C/COMPASS complex. NCBI's taxonomy places the organism in Eukaryota, Metazoa, Arthropoda, Insecta, Lepidoptera, Pieridae. The coding region runs from base 259 to 1206 and encodes 315 amino acids. The record is from RefSeq and is a predicted model, not a curated record.
UGCCCAAGACCAUCUGGCAACACUGUGCCUUCUACUGCAAACGAUAAUAAAAAAAAUACUGCAAACGAAGCUUAUUAGCGCUAAAAACUUUAUAUGUAUGUAGUGUUCAUAUCCAGUAUAUACUAUAAACACUUUACAAUUCGGUUAACAGCGUUUCGUAAAAACGUUAUUAUUUUAAUUUCAUGUAUUACAAAGAAUCAUUAAGACAAUCAAGUAAAAUAAUUUUAUAGGCCAAAAUUUGAAUUCUAAGAUCCGAGAAUGAUAAAGUUAGUGGAUCCAGUGGUUCGAAGUUUCAAAGUGGCGAAGGUGUUUCGUGAAAAUACUGACAAAAUAAAUAGCAUUGACUUUUCCCCGAGUGGUGAAACUCUUAUAUCGUGUAGUGAAGAUGACCAGAUAGUUAUUUAUGAUUGCGAAAAGGGAACCCAAAUGAUAACUGUAAACAGUAAAAAAUAUGGUGUUGACUUGAUACAUUUUACGCACGCAAAGAACACUGCUAUACACAGUUCCACCAAAGUAGAUGACACCAUCAGGUAUUUGUCUCUACAUGAUAACAAAUAUAUCCGAUAUUUUCCAGGACACACUAAAAAAGUUGUUACGCUUUGCUUAUCUCCUGUAGAGGAUACAUUCCUUUCUGGUUCGUUAGACAAAACAUUACGUCUUUGGGAUUUACGGUCUCCAAAUUGCCAAGGCCUCAUGCAUCUUUCGGGAAGACCUGUAGCCGCAUAUGAUCCAGAGGGAUUAAUAUUUGCUGCUGGUGUAAACUCAGAAAGUAUAAAAUUGUAUGACUUAAGAUCUUUUGAUAAAGGUCCUUUUGUUACAUUCAAAUUGAACCAUGAAAAAGAAUGUGAUUGGACAGGAUUGAAAUUUUCGAGAGAUGGAAAAACCAUGCUUAUAAGUACAAAUGGUUCAAUAAUUAGAUUAGUUGAUGCAUAUCAUGGGACUCCAUUGCAAACAUUUACAGGCCACCUUAAUAAUAAAGGUAUACCAAUAGAAGCAUCAUUUAGUCCUGAUUCACAAUACAUUUUCAGUGGUUCAACUGAUGGAAGAGUUCAUGUUUGGAAUGCUGAUACUGGAUACAAAGUAUGUGUUCUUAAUGGAGAUCAUCCAGCACCCAUACAAUGUGUUCAGUUUAACCCUAAAUAUAUGCUUCUAGCAUCUGCAUGUACAAAUAUGGCAUUUUGGCUACCAACAAUAGACGAUGUUUAGUCUUAUUCUUAAUAUAGUCUUACAAUACUUGUGUUAUGAGUAAGAAUAUACCAAUAAUGGAGUUAUUACAAAAGACACUAUAAUUCAUUAUUAAUCUAUUCCAUGCCAAUCAUCUUAUGUCUCAUUUGUAUUCAACAUGGCAUAAUAAGCUGUU